This is a messenger RNA of Rotaria sp. Silwood2, 573 nucleotides long. The record is from the annotation of a GenBank genome assembly. NCBI's taxonomy places the organism in Eukaryota, Metazoa, Rotifera, Eurotatoria, Philodinida, Philodinidae.
AUGCCCAAACGAAAGUAUUGUGAGCAUCCGACAAAACAUGUAAACUCUACUCGUAUACCCAAAGGAGUAAUGCCUGUAUCGCCACAUCCAUCAAUGUUUUUGAUUUCUCGAUAUGAUGCGGCUGACGGCCGAAUACGCUGGGUACGUCCUAGAUGUCAUGCAUUUGAAUGGAAGGAAAUUAUGACUCGUCAAUCAAUGGAUUUAACCAAUAAUGAGAGCCCGAGUGAAGGUAAAGCCAUGGCAGAAGACUCUUCUGUUCGUGACGAUGAAAAUGGUGAUGCUGUCAAUGGUGAAUUUAAUGAUUUGAAUGAGAAAGAAGAACAGAAUCCUCUAAUGGAUAAUGGCAUCCUAGCCGAGUCGAAAAACGAUGAUGAUGAUUUGUCAUAUAUGGAUGAUGAGACGACUAAUCAUGAAUCGAUGAAUGAAGAGAUAGGUUAUGUUUCAUAUGAACUCGAGUAUCAGAAAGAUAAAGUAAUGGAACAAUUGUCGACCAUCUUCAAAUUAUUAAACAUAGAUUCCAUUCGUGACAAGUACGUCCAUAAGUUUUUUCCGAACUUUCUUGAACGACUCUAA